AUGGAAGCACGGCAGCGGCGGCUGACACUAGCAGGGCGCGCAGUCGUGGAACUCCAAUGUCAUGAGCACACAUUCACGUGCUUCAAGGGCCGGCACCACAUCUGCUGCCGCAUGGGCUGCCGUGCGAUCUGCAGCCAAUAUCCCGGACGACCAGCACAGUCGUGGUCUCUCACGUUCGAGGUCAGCAGAAAGUUGCAGGACAUCCGUGAAUGGAAGAAACAGCACCCCGAUGCUCCGCCGGACAAUCCUGAUCAGCCCACACUCGACAGCAUGCCUGUCAUGGCCACUGCGGCAGGCAACUAUGCAACGAAUUACGGCACCAAACUAGAAGGCCACAACCAGAGCGUGGCCGCAGCGCAACAGCAGGACCUUUUGGAGGAUCAGCAGGCCCACCGGACACAUGCACCCGACCGGCCGCCUCCCCCAAACGAGCACCGAGACCUGGGCCGCUUCCGUGUAGCUCACGCCAACAACCACCUCAUCGGCAGCUACACGCGCCCCACCUCGCUGCUGGCGCUGCAGGCGGAACAGGGGCGCAACUCGCUGGAAUCACACACAUACCACUCCCAUGACCUCCGUGUGUAUAAAGCCCUGCUUACCGCAGCAGCGCCGCAGGGAGCGGAUGAGGAGGCGGCCUCCGUGACGCCGGAGUUUGUCGUACACGACGAGCCAGCCGCCGAUGACGGCACUGCACGCCUUACGGUCGUCGAUCACGGUGUCGACUAUCUCCACCGGGGCGCGCUGCUAGCGGCGUAUUCACCCAUCCUCAUGACGAUGUGGUUUGACAAGGUCCGCCGCCCGUCCAACUGCCGCGGCGCCUACCCUGCCGCAUACGCGCCCCUCGCUGAUAGCCACCCGCAAUUCAACACGCACUGCUGGCACCAGCGCACGACGCCAUCUCUGCCACGCACAUAUGGCGAAGUCCCACUGCCGCCGAAUGAGGAUGGCAACACAGAAGAUAAAGAGGCCUACGCGGUGUGGGCACUAGGCAACUUCGGGUCUUACAGCGCGGGCACCGUACCACACGGUGUCACCUCACCUCCGAUCACCAACCUCUCACCACUUCAAUACAGCGAAUCCUUUGUGGUGACACACGGAAUUUACACUGAUUUGCAUUUCAGCACACAAUCCCACCAGGAACUCAAGCACAUCACCAUCACCCCCACCACCAUGGCCAUGAAGAGCCAACCCCCACCCCGCCCCCCUGCAAUCCCCACCCGGGGGCUCCCCAGUGCUGAGGGCGCCAAGGGGAGCCGGACUAGGGGGUAGAGGCCGUGUGGAGACAGCGAAGGCCCCUUUGCUGGAUACACCGAAAACAAGUCGGUAUACUGGGAAAUGGGCCCACUCCGUCCCUGCUGCUGUACGUAUACGUAUAUACACAUCCACACACACACAGCGAUACAUACUGGCCAACUGGCCCCACCGCUACUACCAGCUGGUUAUACCCCAUCACCCUUUAAGGGGGAGGAGCUCAGACAGCCCCCCUCCCUCCCCUCCUCCCCGUCCUCACCUCCUGCUUUCCGACUACCAGAGACUGCACACUGCAACAACGGGGACGGGGACUCGCACGCAACUGCAUGCUCGCUUACAAAAGAGAAAAGAAAAGACGGAAAAGGAGAUGGCGGACGCAAUGAUGGAGCCAAAGGAGUCGCUUUCAAAGAUGUCCUCCCGGGGGAUGGGGGAUCGGAGACAGGUCCCUGUGUGUAUGUAUGUAUAUGUGUGAUAGAGGAAGGAGGUAUAUAAAUAAGGGAGAGAGAAAGAGGCGGCCCCUCAGCAACAUCUCUCAGCAGCAGCAGCAGCAAAGGAUAACCACCAGGGGUGCGUGGGGGGGGGGGAAAAGGGCCGACAGAGUCCGCAAACAGAGCCCCUUCUCCCCUUCACCGCUCAAUAGGAAAUCGUCGAAGACGUCCUGCGGCC
This is a messenger RNA of Volvox carteri f. nagariensis, 1917 nucleotides long. RefSeq lists its product as uncharacterized. The record is from RefSeq and is a predicted model, not a curated record. Lineage: Eukaryota; Viridiplantae; Chlorophyta; Chlorophyceae; Chlamydomonadales; Volvocaceae. Bases 1 to 1269 code for a protein of 422 amino acids. The transcript has 6 exons.